Molecule: messenger RNA, 2841 nt
Organism: Saccostrea cuccullata (small rock oyster)
Lineage: Eukaryota; Metazoa; Mollusca; Bivalvia; Ostreida; Ostreidae
Product: transmembrane protein 248-like
Exons: 9
Coding region: 231-1244 (337 amino acids)
Source: RefSeq, a predicted model, not a curated record
UUCAAUAGUACACACCUGUCAUGGCUGACGUUGGACACGUACAUUGGCCCUAGUUGGACGUAUCAACAAAUUUCGACGCAGUAACAUUGAAAAAAUGACAUGAAAGAUUUUAUACGAGUUAUGAAAGUGUAAAAGAUAUCCAAAUUACUGAAACAAACAGCUCUAGUUUAUAAUAUACAGAGCAACUCAACAAUCCACCAUUAUGUCAUUUGAGGUUCUUCUUCAUCACUAUGAAGUUUGAAUUUCAUUCAAAAAAGAAAGGUUUUCAUCAGUUGAAACAGGGAUUGAGAAACAUAACGAUAAUGGCUUUCGACUGUGCUAUUUGUGAAAACCUGAAGAGUUUUGCUAAAAACAAGCCGCCCAUGGUCCUAUUUGUGGUGAGUCUGGGGACCUUUGCUGUGGUGCUGCUAACUCUAGCGUACAUCGUCAAAGUCAAAGAACUACCCAAUCCAGAUCUCACUAAGGAAUGGAACAACUUUUUUGAAAAUUUUGCGGAAGUAGAAUUCUGUGUGUUAGGAAAUCAAACGGAGGAAAUUGUUCCAACUACUUCGGAACCUAAGUUGGUAGAUAAGCUUUCAAAAUUACACCAGUCAGUUCUGAAGGGCCAUAUCAAAACCACUGCGGAACCAGAGAAAGGACAGAUUGUAAAUACAUCAAUAUCCAUGCUAAUUGAGGUCACCCCCUCUCAGAGUGAUAGUUUCUUCAACAUAUCUAACAAUGUCACCACUCUACUGGCAGCAGUCAAUGGCAGUGAACUCGGACUAAGAGGUUUAGCCUCUAAAAUGAGUAUGAAUGUGUCCAUGAUGCUGCCUAUCAAAUGGAAUGAAGCAGUUUGUACAGAUAAAAACUGCCAGAAAAUUAAAAUUCUGACCUGCAUAAAUUUUCAGGGACCAGCUUCCUUUUUUCCAAGCCAACGACAUUUUGGAGGCUGUAGAAGCACUGUGAGUGUCACUGAGGGAGUGGGUGACUACAGUUCUAGAAUGGUCGGGUAUCCCAGAAGCUACACCGCAGAAAAUCUGUGUGCCCAUCUACCUCGAGUCACAAUGAAGUACAAGUUAGAUCCCACCAUGAAUAUGUUGUUAACUUUGGAGGACAGAUCAGUUAUCAACCUUCACUUGAUGCACACCACCUACUUCCUGUUCGUCAUGUUUGUGACCGUUAUCUGUUACGCCCUCAUCAAAGGUCAUCCAGCCACCCACAAAAGCAAGUCUGGCUCAUACUCAGAGGUACCAACCAAAGUGUAAAUACGACACAAAAAAGGUUCAGAUUUAGUGCAAUAUUCCAUGAACAUCUUCAUCAUGUAAAAGACAUUGUGUGUACACGACUUGUACUUUGUUGCUCACUGGACACCAAAUGUUGUGCCAUAAAUUCAUGUUUAUCCUACACUGUGAUGGUUAAGGCCGAUAUUGUGAUGCUCCCAUGUGAUAAAAGGCCACUGCUAGAAUCUCUCACUCUGGUAAACUGGUAGUACACAUGGUACUAUUUAUGGGCCUGGAUAUUGUGAUCACAUAUAUUUGAUCUCAUGCACUUGCUGUUAUAAUCUGUAAAGUGCAAAAGGGUGAUUGAUUUACUUUCAAGCUGAAAUACUGCAAGGCAAAUCAAAUAUUUUCUCUCUGUAAACUAUUGCUGUAUUGGAAUUCCAACUUUUGCAUCUUGCCAUUACCAGUAGAUAAGCUAAGACUUUAGCAUUUUGUGAUGUUGUGAAAUCUUUGAAAUUUCAAUUCAAUUUAGAUAAGAUACCAUAUAUAUAUGUCAAAUAUGUAUUCACUUAAUACACAUACUUAUGCCCUGAUAUUGUACAGUAAAGAAGUUUAUCAUACAGUCAAAUUUAGGGGAAAAAUAUAGAAAAAUUGGUUAGUCAUUGGUUAGUUUUGCCAAAAGACAAAACUGUUGACAUGGAGAUAGGUAAAGCAUAUUAUAUGUGUAUGAAGCAUAAUACAACAAAUAUUUCACUUAUUGUUUAUUUAUAAAUACAUGUACUUGCAUAUUGGGACCAAAUUUAUUAGCUCAAAAUGUGAUAAAUAUUAUUAAUAUAAAAAAUAUUACAUUUGAUAGAGAAAGGUAAAGUUCCCCAAUUCUUGUUUAUUUUCAUUUAUAAUUGUAUGUCUUAUUGAUUUAAGAUUAAGUUUAGAAGUCAUAGCAAUUAUUAACCCUCUGAGAGGGGAGUAGGAAGGGGGGGGCAAUAUUCAUCAGCUGUUUUCAUGUUCAACUGAUUAUAUACAGGAAAGUGGGAUAUGUUUUCCUAUGAAGGGAGUUUUUGAAAUUUCAGUUACAUUCUGUUUUAGUUUGUCAAGCAUUUUUAUUUUCCCUUUUACAUGUGCAUCUUCCUUAUUUAUAGUCAAAGAUUUAUUUUUGUACAAUAACAAAACUAUUAUGUACCUGGUGUGUAUGAAAUGCUCUUGUUUGGGGAAGUUGAGUAAAUUAAAGAUAACUGGUGACAUAUGAUGGUUCAAGGAAAAGUGUACAUUGCAACAAUUGUAUAUAUAAGAUUUUUUUUUUCAUUCUAACUUAAUGUUGAUCCAGCCCUACAUAUUCAAUUGGGUUAUUUUAUGAAAUGCAAUAUUUAAUGCAUUUUCCGUUUGUUAAUGUUAUAUGUACACGAUUUUGUGCUUGGAUGUAACAGGUGGCAAACUUGUUCAGAUCUCAAGUUUUAUGAUGAUGGGAUUUUUUUUGUUUUUGUUUUGAUGAAACUUUGUGAAGAAUGUCUGUUAAUUAUUACAGAAUGUACAUGAUUUUUUCAAAUUAUUUACUUUGAUAAACAGUCUUCUUUCAUGUAAUGCUUCAAGUAAAAGAUUAAUUUAACUUGAUGAAUAUACUGUAUCAUGGUUUACUUUCUAAAAA